AUGGACAGAGUCGCCACCUCAACCGACGCCAGCGUGCCCCAGCCGUCGUUCACUCUCUCGAAAUACAUCUACGACACAUCAUCUGUCCAAGACAAGCUAUUACAGCCCAUGCAGAAGCCGGCAGCCGAUCGACUUGCGGAGCUCACAGCGUCUAUCAAUGCAAGCAUGGCGGUUUUGUCAACAUCAACGCCAAGUGUCGGGUCAAAUUCGAGGCUAUAA
This is a messenger RNA of Chaetomium globosum CBS 148.51, 219 nucleotides long. RefSeq lists its product as uncharacterized. The transcript has 2 exons. The record is from RefSeq and is a predicted model, not a curated record. NCBI's taxonomy places the organism in Eukaryota, Fungi, Ascomycota, Sordariomycetes, Sordariales, Chaetomiaceae. The coding region runs from base 1 to 219 and encodes 72 amino acids.